GAUUUUCAAAAGGAAACAUCGUAUUUUAUAUUCUGUAUGAAGUAGCGAAUAGCUAUCCAAAAUGUCUCGCACRUUUUUCGUUUUGUUUUCAUUUAUUUCACUAUUUCAAAGUUCAGUAUGUUCAACUAUAGAAGUGACACGUAAUGCAGGAUCAACAGGUGGAGACGAGAUUGAAAACAAAGGCUGUAGAGGGGAAACUUGUACGAAGCAUGGCUUAGUCUGCRGURGAAACGGCUGCUGUAAGUGCGAUUGCCCAUWUWCUGAGCCUAACUAUGUUGUUAGUAAAGGAGUUUGUAAAACAAGAGAAGAAUUCAAACGAGAAUUAAACGCAGGUUGUGAAUAUGGCUUUGCACAAUCAAGUAAGCCAUUUGCAGACUUUCCGCUAACCAGCCAAGCCUCCGGAUCAGGAACGUUCUCAACAGGCCGUUUGGAAGUGAYAUGUGACCACAAKAUCCAAGCUGGUCAAUGGCAUUAUCUCGAUGCUUUUGGUAAAUGGCAGAUUGGAGAUCAAGACGUUUUUAAUGUGUCAUAUAACCCUAUUCUGAUUGGACAGCCCAAAAACGAUUACCGAAUUGAAGCAUUGAAGUGGUUUUCAACUCUCAACGCCAAGUACGCUGGUGUCAUUAUCAAGGUUUCUCUCACAUGUGGGAACAAUAACAUUGGAUGUACAAUUGYCAAGGUGUCGGGAUCAAAAAGAUAUGAUUUAACCGAGGCAGGAACUACAACUCAGGCCCCUCUACCGACAACUACAACUCAGGCCCCUCUACCGACAACUACACCUAACGUACCCACAGUGACACAACAAGUAAUAACUUCCGGACAAAAUGAUUCAUUUGCUCCUCAAUCCGCUAAUAAUGACAGAAGUGGAUCCAAUGACAAUAGUAGUGACCCUAGCGCCGCUUUAAUACCAGCUUUAGCAGUGUUUGGUGCUCUAAUCUUGGCACUGGGGAUUGCAGCUUUUAUAUUUUAUAGGAGAAGACAAAAAAGACGCGACCCUGAGGCAGGAGCUUUCGCAAAUCCCGAYUACAACGUAAGAUUCUACUUCAAAAUAACUAAUUGUGCAUGUGAUGUACGAAUCGUCAGUCUGGGUUUUGGCAAAUCCCGCCCGAAAAAUCCUGUUUAUUCUGAUCCGGCCUUAGACGCAGGAAACAGAAGAUCACAACUUGGUCCUCUGCCACAUAUACCAGGAACUGAAUCACCUUAUCAGCCUCUUGACAAUACGACCAGGAAACAGGAAGAUGAUGACGCAAUUGAUUACGAGAACCCCAUCGAUGGGACUCCCCCAGGGGCUGAUUACGACAAUCCACCAAUCAACUCAAAGACUGAAAGUUCUUCUGACUACGACAAUCCACCCGUUCAAGGUGYCCAAGAAAAGAGCAGUGACUAUGACAAUCCACCUCCCGUGGAGGGUGAGGACAGUGAGAACAAUGAAUACAAAGUCCCAAAGAGUGAUGUCGUUAGUAACGAAGAAGGGCAGGAUAGUGAAAUUACAGCAUUCUAA
Molecule: messenger RNA, 1501 nt
Organism: Exaiptasia diaphana
Lineage: Eukaryota; Metazoa; Cnidaria; Anthozoa; Actiniaria; Aiptasiidae
Exons: 8
Coding region: 62-1501 (479 amino acids)
Source: RefSeq, a predicted model, not a curated record